AUGAUUGCAGCAGUGGAAUCGGUCAUUAAUCAGACGGAAGCGGCUGAGGAGACGAAGAAUCUUAUCCGACACCAAGUUACGUCCCUCCUUAUGACUCACAAGCCGCGCGAAACUCUUACAAAGGUCGAACGCGAUGCACUAAGAGACCUCAAGACCGACAAGAACAUCGCCAUUGUGCCCGCGGACAAGGGGCGUUCCACCGUCGUACUGGACAGAACAGACUACUUUCAGAAGGCCAAAAACCUACUGGAGGAUCGCCAGUUCUAUGUCCCAUGUGAAACCAAUCCCAUAAAAACGCUGACACGCGAAAUUAAUGCAACACUGUUGGCACUGGAGAACUCGGGUGCAAUAACAGCGACCGACCGACACAUGGCGAGAGCUCAAGAAACGGCUUUGGCCCGAUUCUAUGGUCUUCCAAAGGUGCACAAGGAGGGCGCUCCUCUCCGGCCCAUUGUUUCGCUCAAAGGCACUCCAACGUACGGACUGGCAAGAUAGCUGUUUCGGCGCCUCAAAUUUCUGACUGCUGAUUCGGACACCACGGUCUGUUCGUCAACGCAAUUCCCGGAGAAGCUUAAAGGAGUAAGUCUCUUGCCCAAUGAGGUCAUGGUAUCUUUUGAUGUCACGUCCAUCUUUACUUCUAUCCCCCAGGAUCUGGCAAUCGAGACCGUCCAGCUACUCCUACGAAACAAAUACGAUGAAACGGAGAAUCGUCUCGGACAUGCACAAGUCCUUCAGCUCCUAAAGUUCUGUCUCAGGACGUACUUCACGUUUGACGAAACAAUCUACGAGCAAGUGAAGGGAGCAACAAUGGGCUCGCCGAUUUCGGGAUUCAUUGCCGAGGCGGUGCUACAGCGGUUGGAGUCGCUGGUCUUCCAACACCACAGACCGAAAUUCUGGGCUCGGUAUGUGGACGAUACCUUCGUCGUCAUCGAACGAGAUCAGGUGCUAACGUUCAAAGAACGUCUCAACAGCGUCUUCCCGGACAGACAAUUCACGAUGGAGGAGGAAGAGAAUAACCAGCUGGCAUUCCUUGAUGUCCUCGUCUGUCGCAAAGACUGUGGUGGCCUAAAGACCAAAGUGUUCAGAAAAGCAACGAACACGACGCAAAUUCUGAACUUCAACAGUAACCACCCAAUCUGCCACAAACGCAGUUGCGUAAGAACGCUAUUUCGGCGUGUUGAAACGCAUUGAAUUGAACCGGAAGACAAGGUUGCCGAAUCCCAAUAUCUUCGACGGGUUUUCCGAGAAAACGGUUACCUGCGCAACUUCGUCAACCAGUGCUUGCGCAAACGAGACGAGCGACAAAAUCGCGCCGACCCCAAAUUCUGGCGAGCGAUCCCGUACAUCAAGAACGUCUCCGAGGCCGUUAGUCGCCUUCUUGCAUCACUUGGGGUUGAAGUUGGGCACAGACCGGAGGCCACCAUGAGGCGUCAAGUGAUGAGACCAAAAGACCCACUGCCACGGCAAGAAACAUCUGGAGUCGUUUACCGGAUCUGGUGCAGUUGCGGACAAAGCAACUACGUCGGAGAAACUGGAAGACUGCUCCGGACGCGAAUUGCCGAACACGUGGCAGCUGUACGGAGAAAUGACGUCAACUCUCAGGUCGCGGCCCAUUCGACGAGACCCGGCCACACAUUCCAGUUCGAUGAGGCCGAAAUUCUCUGGAGAGAGGAUAAUCGCGUGAGCCGCGAGUUGCUUGAGUCAUGGUUCACGGGACCUCAGUCUAUCAACAAGUGCAACGUCAUCCCCACUCCAUAUUCUGUCCUGAGGCAUAGACUGGCCAAAGCAAUUCACCACUCGAGGAGCGCGCAUGCACGUGAGCCAGAUGGCCGAGCAAUCAUCACGCCAGCAUCCAACACGGGUGAUGAGAUGUCAGCAAUUAACAACUUGCAUGUCGGCCAUCAAGCAAUUAGCGCACCAGCGGGCAACAAUCCUUGAUGAAGGGAGCACGGUUAAUUGCUGUAGGUAUGCGGUAGCAUGGCGACCGCAUCCUAUAAAUACUGCGACUGCCUAUACACUAGCCACCCUUUUCUGCAACUGUCUCUGAUGAUGGAUUCAAGAGAGAAUCCGAAACGUCAGGCGAAUAAAGCCAUUGUUCCAGAGAUCGCUUAUUCUUCUGAUCAACUAGUUCCUGGAACUCGCAUUUUCGCUUGUAUCGGCAAUGUUUACGUUGAAUUUCAUUCAUCAUUUCACCGUCUGUACGCGCAAGUUCUCUACGUACUCUGGCUGUGUCUUAUUACCUUAUUCUUUUAUCAUUCUCUAACGUUUAUGGUCGUUUGCUUAGCGCGCUAUUUCCGAUUUGACUUCCCGUAUUAGAUCAGUUACUGAGAUAACGAACAACAGUGGCCCAACAAUUUGUCUCUGUGCGUUUUGAAUGUUAAAAGAUGCCCAUUCUGAGCAGGAGCCACCCGCAAUUACACUUUGUCUUCGACCGUUUAAGAAGUAUUUAGUCUGGUUCAGAAGAUUUCCUCCUAUCCCUACUUCUGACAGCUUUUGGUCGCCACAAAAAUACGGGACGCAAUCGAUAGCCUGGCUGAAAUCACAGUAUAUGACUUCACCCGGAUGUCCAUUAUCCAUGCGCCAAAAACGUUAGCAGGGUAUUGAAGCAGGACCUCCUUUCACAGAAGCCAUAUUGAACUGAACAUAUAUGACAGCGAAAUUUUUCGAGUAACCUCAUAGAUUUUAAUUUAUCUAUAACAACAGCUUGCAGCAAAUGCAUGCCAAAAUCUUCGGCCAGAAGUCGGCACGAUAUUACAGUGAUCGUUGUCAACCUCCGUGUCAGGUAACUUGCCAUCCUCCAGCGAUUUUCGGAAAAUCAAAGAUAGUGGUUCUUCAGCUAAGUGAUGUAUACCUGGAAUCUCAUCCGAUCUAUGUGAAUUGGCAAGAUCCAGCUUACUUAACUUUGCCGAACAUAGCUUCCUUUUAAUAAAACUAUUUUUAUAAGUGGUUGGAUGGAGUGCUUUGGUAGAGUACAGGUCUAAUGGGGUGAUUCCAGAGUAUAGACCCUUAGAAAAGGCUCUAAAAGAAGUCCAUGCUCUUAAAAGCCAUCUCGCGCAAUAUGGCUAUUUUGUACUGUAAGGCUUACAUAUAUUCUCGGUUUUUUGUAUUGCUCCUGAUGUAUCAAUAAAAUGCAUUAAACUUUUGUUCUGUUUCUUCUAGCAGCUUUAGUUUAUAAGAAGCACGUACUCCACCGAUGAGUUUUUUGCAUUUCGUUUCGUUGUUGUCUAACUUUUUGAAGUUUUCUGGAUUCUCCGUUUGUAAGAAUGUUUUCCGCAACCUGCGUUGUUUUCGGAUUCCGUUCAUAACCGAUGGUAUCAACCAUUUCUGUUUGUUACCGAUUGGAUGAUUCUGGAGGUAGGACAGUAUUGUUUUGUGAAGUAUAUCAUAGAUGAUUCGAAGGUUGUUCAGCAUGCGUUGGCGUCGCUUUGUUGUAGUGGAAUGAUCAGCAUUACUCAGACCAUUUUUUCUGAAUUUCACCGAGAGCUUCCGAGACGGGAUUUGGAAAAUGCAGUACUAUGUCAGUCUGGUGGUACGCGUGAGCUCGCUGAAACCAUUUUAAAUUUCUUGUUCUCUACAACACAGAGGGUAUCUCCACUGAUACUGUCGGUACUGAUUAAACUACAAAGUGAUUACUAACUACAUGUCAAUAUGGGCAUCAUCGAGACAAAAAAACCCCAAUUCGUUCUUAUUUGUCUCAAGGCUCGCAUUCAACUUUUUUGGAUUCUGAGAAGUUAAGAAACCUUAUAUUGUUAUACUGGUAAUUUUAUUUUAUAGUUGUAUUGGCGUCCUUAUCAUUGGUGUGGACGAUAGAAAUGAAGUGAAAUGAAUCGUUUACAUUACGAACAACUAAAAAACGCAAGUCGUGUCAAUUUUAGUCAAGCGUAAUUCUUUAGUAUUCCAAAUAUUCUGAGCCGAAAUUUAUUGCUGAAAUCACUUCGGCAGCACAACAGCACCUCGGCGAAACAAUCUGCGUUAAGUAGGUUUCACAUAUGAAUCUUAGAGAGAAUUUCUGCAUGUUUUUGAGAACGUAUUCAUCACGACAGCUAGUGGCAUGUUGGACCUUAAGAGCAAGAAAUAGCAUUAGUAACUUUAGUGUUAUCUUCACAAUUUGACUGUUAGUUAAACCGGUUGGAAUUGAGAGCAACCAUUAGCCUGUGCAUACGAUGUCUCACGCUUGUUGGUCCAUCACACCGCUCAAGCACCCAACCCACUGUUGUUAUAUGCAGUCAGGCAGCUCCGUCGGUCAGACAGUCAAUUUUCCAUUGAUGGUCGCGAGAUUCAAAUAUUGUUUGAACUUUAGGUUUCCGCAGACUAGCCCGUGUGUACAAAUGACGCUUGCUGAUAACUACUAAGUUAGGUAUUUUGGAGUCAUCGGGCUGCACCAAGGUCAAUGAAAACAAAUGAACUGAUCUUAACUGGGGACACCUGCUUUCUGGUUUGAAAUGAAAUCAGGCCAGAUCACACAAAUGCCGCACUCGAAGAUUCCCUUGGGCGGGUAAUAUAGCAGCAAGAGCUUAAGGAUUUUCUUCGACGGAAGACGUCUUAGCGGGGGAAGCAAAAGUAGGUGGACUUAUUCAUAAAAUGUCGGCUGAAAUCGCGAAAGGCGUUUUCGUUUCGAAAAUAUUAAUUAAGUGGUGUUGGAAAACUAAUCACCAUACGGAAUAGGAUUAUAAUAAUCCAGUUACAACAAGUCUUCAUCUUCAACAAAAAUUCUUUGCAGCUGCAUAAAAAACUAUGCUGAGCAUAAAAUACCUGCAACGUUAUCAUGCAUUUGCUGAUAGAAACGAACAGGCGAGUUCCAGGUGGCAGUUCAGAAGAGGAAGAUGAUAUCACUGGAACAAGAAAUGUAUUUGCCUGACGUUUCGGAUUCUCACUCGAAUCCGUCAUCAAAGACAUUCGCAGAUAAAGGUGAUGGCGAUACCAGAAGUGCAGUAUUUAUAGCACGUGGCUGCCGUGGGACCGUAUGCGCACUGCAAUUAACAGUUCUCGCAAUCACUGCUGGGGUCGUAAUUGAUGCGGUGGUGCCUUGUCAGUCCGAUUCCGAGUCGUUAAUUGCGGCAAUUUAAUCAUCCGUGCUGGAUGUUGGUGUGACGAUUGCUCGGCAAACUAGCUCACUGUCACUGUGAUAAUUGGUCGCCCGCGCCCUCCCCACGUGUCUGAUUCUCCUACCCAGGGAAAAUCGCAGUACGCUAUAGGGUAGCGGGAGGUCAUUGUGCUUAUUGAUGGAUUGCGGGCCUGAGAACCAUAACUCGAGCAGUUUGCGGCUCACGCGGUUGUCGCUACUUGCGAGGACUUCGGCCUCUUCAAAUUUGAAAAUAUGCCCCGGUCCCGUCGAGUGUACCGCCACCUGAGUCUUAGCGUCUCCCCGCCUCACUGCUGCUGAGUGCUCGGCAUUUCGCGUACGGAGUAAUCUCGCAGUUUCUCCGACAUAUUUGCUAUGUCCGCCGCUACACCAGAACCGGUAAACGAUUCCAGACGUUUCCUGCCGUGGCAGCGGGUCUUUUGGCCUUAUGGCUUGGCGUCUAAUGGUUGCUUUCGGCCUGUGUGCAACCCCAACUCCAGGUGGAGUGAGAAGACGCCGGACGGCUUUCGAGACGUUUUUAACGUACGAAGAGCCCACCGAAGUUUGGGGCGGUCGGAUUUGGUCUCUGGUGUCCUUUUCAUAUGCACUUGUUGAUAAAGUUGCGCGGGUAACCAUUGCCUCUCAUUACCCAUCGAGGAGAUUGCAAUUCAGCAGUUUUGUCUUCCAUUUCACUGCAGUGCGUCUCAACACGCCGGGAUAGUGCCCUUACGCAACUGCGUUUGUGACUGAUCGGGUGGUUGCUAUUGAAGUUCAGUAUUUGCGUCGUAUUAGCCGCUUUCCUGAACACUUUGGUUUUUAGGCCACCACAAUCUUUGCGGCAGACGAGGACAUCCAGGAAGGCCAGCUGAUUGUUUUCCUCCUCCUCCUCCUCCUCCUCCAUCGUAAAUUGAAUGUCUGGGAAGACGGCGUUGAGUUCUUCUUUGAAUGUCAGCACCUGAUGCCGUUCGAAGAUGUCGAAUGUGUCAUCCACAUACGGAGCCCAAAAUUUUGGUCGUAUUUUCGUCGUAUUUUUCUCGUAGGAGUAGUUCGAUGGUCUCGACCGCCAGGUCCUGUGGGCUUGAAGUAA
Messenger RNA from Spirometra erinaceieuropaei, 6149 nucleotides. NCBI's taxonomy places the organism in Eukaryota, Metazoa, Platyhelminthes, Cestoda, Diphyllobothriidea, Diphyllobothriidae. The record is from the annotation of a GenBank genome assembly.